This is a messenger RNA of Pundamilia nyererei, 1350 nucleotides long. Its product is annotated as macrophage-expressed gene 1 protein-like. The transcript is spliced from 4 exons. The record is from RefSeq and is a predicted model, not a curated record. Lineage: Eukaryota; Metazoa; Chordata; Actinopteri; Cichliformes; Cichlidae. Gene Ontology annotation, biological process: defense response to bacterium. Bases 1 to 1350 code for a protein of 449 amino acids.
AUGAAACCGGUUCGCAACUUCCUCUACACAGUUAAGGCUUAUCCAGACUUCACUCUGGACACACGAUUUGUUCAGCAGGUCAGAGACAUCGCUGAUGCGAUUGAAAACAACCAGACGAGAUGUGCAGACUAUCUCUCGGAGAAGAUGGUGCUGGACUAUGGGACUCAUGUCAUCACUAGUGUGGAUGCUGGUGCUGCUUUGGUGCAGGAGGACUAUCUCCGUUCCUCAUAUGUGUCAGACAGCCAGUCACAAACCUCCUCUGUUAAAGCACAGGCUGGAUUAAACUUCUUUGAUAAGCUAAAGUUUGACAUUAGCAGUCAAAGUGCCCAACAGAGCUCAUCACUUCAUACAUAUCAGUCCAACAUUACAUACUCUCUCAUUCAAAGCAAUGGAGGCACAACCUUUUAUCCUGGUAUCACUCUGCAGAAGUGGCAGGAAAGUACCAGAAACAACCUCGUUGCCAUCGAUCGCUCAGGAUUUCCUCUUCACUAUUUCAUAAACACCAACACUCUCACUGAUCUGCCACACCCUACGAUUGGAAAAGUUGCUCUUAAAGUCAGUCAGGCUGUAGAGCGCUACUACAAGAUCAAUACUCGCCCCGGAUGUGUUGAUGUCAACUCCAAGAACUUCAACUUCCAGGCUAACAUGGAUGAUAAUUCCUGUGGAGAGCUCAAACCAAUUCGUCUGCCUCCAUUCACAAAACGUCCACUUAUCAGCAUGCAAGCCACCAACACAGUGAUGGUGAUGACUGAAGGAGAAAACAGCUGGGUGAGAGUGGGCCAGACCAAGAAGUGGAAACUUGCCAAAACAGAAGAAAUCCAGGAAAUUGUUCAAGGCCUUAACCCUGAACUCAGUCAAAUGUCUAAUGGAGAAAAGGCAGGUGUAGUUUUUGGUGUGAUGGGUGUGAUUCUGAUGGUGGCCAUAGUGGGAGUGGUCCUAUUCAAGAGGAGGAGGAGGAGGAUGUCAGGGUUUAGAAGUGGAGAGCUGAAACCCAUCCAUCUGCCUCCGUUCACCAAACCUCCACUUAUCAGCAUGCAAGCCACCAACACAGUGAUGGUAAUGACUGAAGGAGAAAACAGCUGGGUGAGAGUGGGCCAGACCAAGAAGUGGAAACUUGCCAAACCAGAAGAAAUCCAGGAAAUUGUUCGUGGCCUUAAUCCUGAAGUCAAUCAAAUGUCUAAUGGAAAAAAGGCAGGUGUAGUUUUUGGGGUGAUGGGUAUAAUGCUGAUUGUGGUCAUAGUGGCAGUGGUCCUAUUCAAGAGGAGGAGGAGGAUGUCAGGGUUCAGAUCUAGAGGUUAUGAGGAAAUACGUGUUGAAGUAGAGAGGGAUUCACAACAAGAUGAGGCCUGA